Messenger RNA from Coniophora puteana RWD-64-598 SS2, 1137 nucleotides. RefSeq lists its product as uncharacterized. The record is from RefSeq and is a predicted model, not a curated record. The transcript is spliced from 7 exons. The coding region runs from base 33 to 986 and encodes 317 amino acids. Lineage: Eukaryota; Fungi; Basidiomycota; Agaricomycetes; Boletales; Coniophoraceae.
GUCGUGACAACUGCUACCUCGGGGCCUGCAGCAUGGCAGGAGUCACUGACCUGCAAGUACAAGUGGCGGGGAUGGCUCUGUCGUUGCUCUCAGUGCUUGCUGCUUUAUUUCGGCUUGCAUAUCGCCACCGCCUGCAUCGUCUGUGGCUCGAUGAUGCCGCUGUGGCUGUCGCGACGACCUUCCAGAUCCUCCAAAUGACGUUCACCCAAAUUCGCUACAAUCCACAGAAGUUCAGUAGCGAAGUUCUCGUGGCCGGGUACUACAUAGCAGCACUUGCUUGCCUGAUUGUCGUCUGGGCCUCUCGGAUAUCCAUACUUACCACCAUUAUAUGUCUGACUAUCUAUCCGAGGACGAGGCGCUGGUUCCUCGCAUGCUUGGCCAUGUUCGCUGUCGCCUGCAUCGUCCUCAUGGCUCAAGAAAUAUGGACGUGCGAGGGAUCUCCUGAAUGGAAGCACCUGGAUAGUCCGCCACAGUGCUCUCUUGGGCUACAAGUAGCGAUCGCACAGAUCAUCGCCAACUUUUUCUCCGACGCGCUCCUUAUUAUUGCGCCACUUCGCUUGAUCUAUGGCGCUCGUCUCUCAAAAGCGCAGAGGAUCAGAAUCACAACGGUGUUCUGUGCCUCCGCUGCGACUACCGCGGUCAGCGUCUGGCACGUCUACUAUCUGAUACAUAGGGAGGGUCGGAUCGACAUCUUGGCCGGGAUUCUCGAGAUGUCCAUUAGUCUCAUUGUCGCAAAUCUUAAUGUUAUCAUCGCCUUUUGCUGCCGCAUCGCCGAAGACCACACCGAGAAACCCAACUUCACGACCAUUGUAUUCAGCUCGGAAAUUCUCAACAGGACCGAGCAAGAUAGUAUCUCGAUGACCGAUCAUAUUCGCGUGGACGUGUGUACGGAGACGCACUCGGAGUUUGCCGGCAAAUCGAGGAGCGUUCGAGGAGACCAGACAUCUAGCAGCGGUCAGGGCGAUAAAGAACGCGGAGACGUUUGAUUUCUGCUGUGAGAACACCGUUCAUUGCCGACGAAUGCGAUUCGUGCCGUGCGGCACGCGGUUUCUUUUGUGCGUGAGAUGGAAGAGGUUUGGCUUGCUUGGUAUGGACAAGUCUGAACUGUAAUUGAGCCCUUUGUUUUUUUAUAAUCCU